Messenger RNA from Magallana angulata, 2149 nucleotides. Its product is annotated as gamma-tubulin complex component 4-like. The transcript has 16 exons. Gene Ontology annotation, biological process: mitotic cell cycle; cytoplasmic microtubule organization; spindle assembly. Bases 90 to 2054 code for a protein of 654 amino acids. The record is from RefSeq and is a predicted model, not a curated record. Gene Ontology annotation, molecular function: gamma-tubulin binding; microtubule minus-end binding. Gene Ontology annotation, cellular component: spindle pole; gamma-tubulin complex; equatorial microtubule organizing center. Lineage: Eukaryota; Metazoa; Mollusca; Bivalvia; Ostreida; Ostreidae.
GGGACAGAGCGCCAUCUAUCAUGUCAAUAGUGGCGGCUAUUCCGAAUUUGCCAGGACAUGUAAAUCUCUUGAUAUUUAUGUUGUAGAAAAUGCUUCAUGAAGUACUAUUUGCUUUGUCGGGACACUGUGGAGGAAUUUUCAAAAAUGACCAUGGGGAAAUUAAGGUUGCCAGUGAUCUUCCGUUCCUUUGUCCAUCAGAGGUAGAUUUACUGAACAGACUAUGCAAACUAGGAACUUACUACAAAGAUUUCAACGACUUCAUUCAGAAAUAUGGAGGAACAUUAAGUAUUAAGAAUUCAGUCAGUGGCCCAUGUACAACAGAUGAUAUUCAUGGAUUGUACCUGAAAUCUUUCUGUCGAGGUCUCGACAGGGUCCUAGAAAACUACCGCAUCAUCCUACGUAAGCUUGAAAUGGACGUGCUCAGUGACGAACACCUGCCUGUCACACAUCUCGUCAGUUUCCUACAGGAGUACCACAUUUUAUUUCCUGCACUAGCUUCAGUUCUGGAGCAGAUCACCAGCCACAAGGCACAUGGCUGCUACAUCCUGGACAUCCUUCAUAAGAACGCUGUGUGUGGUCUUCCUAUCGUCAGGAAUGCAUUGAACAGGAUCCUGUUUGUGUGUCAUGGCCUGCUGUACAAACAGCUAUGUUCCUGGCUCCUGUAUGGCUGUCUCAAUGACCCAUACCAGGAAUUCUUUGUACAAGUUAACAGCGAGGACUCGGGGAAUGUCAGCACCUUACCACCCCAGGAGGAAGAGGACGAUGAACUGCCCAUUCUAGGAGUCACUGGGAGGCAGCUGCAGAAAAUCCUGUCCCUGAACACGUUUGAGAUCAGCUCCAAUCUACACAGAUUUGCCCUGAGGGCCGAUUUACUGCCCUGUUAUAUCCCGGUAAGGGUGGCCAACAAAAUCUUGUUCGUUGGGGAGUCUGUACAGAUGUUCGAAAAUGAGAAGAAACCAAACUCUCUUGACAAAGGAAGCAUAUUAAAGAAUAAGGAGGAGGAUUUUGCCAAGGACCUCCAUGAACUGUCCCAGGAGGAAGAGUUCAACGCCAUGGCAUUCGAGUCUCUGAUUGACAAAAUAAGAACACAUGUGGCAGAGCAUCUGUACAUACUUGUGGUGGAGGAUGCCAACCUUGCUGGAGAGUUACGCAUCAUCAAAGACUUCUUUUUACUGGGGCGUGGAGAGCUAUUUUUAGCUUUCAUUGAUCAAACACAGGGGCUCCUGAGGGGACCACCAGUCAACACUACAGAACAUGACAUAAAUAUGGCCUUCCAUCAGGCAGCUCGUAAUGUACUGAUUGAUGAUGAGAGCUUGUUGCAAAGAUUCCAUUUAGGGGUGCAGUUCAAAGGCACUGACAAAAAGAGUGACAGUUCUGCUAGUGGCCAAACAGUGGAGUGUGGUUGGAACAGCCUCGGAUUGUCUUACACGGUUCAAUGGCCAUUGCACAUCCUUCUUACUCCCUCUGUUCUGGAAAAGUACAACCGACUCUUUCGGUUCCUGUUGGCCGUGAAGCGUGCACAGAUAGACAUCCAGCAUUGCUGGACACUACAGAUGCAGUACAAACAGAAACCGUCCAAUCAGGAGGAGGUGGCCAAAUGGCAGCUCCGAACACAUAUGGCCUUCUUAGUAGACAACCUACAAUACUAUUUACAGGUUGAUGUGAUAGAGAGUCAGUUCAGCACCUUCAUGGACAAGUUAACCUCCACCCGAGACUUUGAGCAGGUGAAGCUAGCACAUGACCAGUUCCUCUCUGCCCUGCUCUCACAAGGCUUUGUACACAUGAAAGCCGUUUCCCGAUGUCUUCACGAAAUCCUGGAGCAGUGUAGUCAGUUCAGUAAACUCCUGGUCAACUGUUCCUCUCCUCUCUCCCAGGGGGAACUCUCUCACCUACAGUUUAUUGCAAAGAACUUCCAGAGGCAGUCCAAUCUGUUGUUUACUGUGCUGUCUAGCGUACGGAGCCACAAUGCCAGCCCCCACCUGGCUCAGCUCCUGUUACGUCUGGAUUAUAACCACUAUUUCUCAGUGGCCGGGGGACAACUGGGCAGUUACUGAUGGAAACCUACGCCAUUCAACAAGAUCUUUUGGAUCGUAUUAUAGUGCAGAUGUAACUUUGUUAUUCUAUUGUUAUUAAACUUUUAUACAAUUAA